AUGCCAGUCUUCACAAACUCUUUAUUCCUGCGAGACUCAUCUUCGCACCAAAAUGAAACUUAUAAUUUCGAAACCCUCAGCCAGAACGCCGGUAGCUGGGAUAAUGUAUCCAUAUCAAAUACCUCUCUCGCAGCAGUUGCCGUCCUAGUCGCCAUUUUGACCCUUUUUAAGACUUGGAAGGUGUGGAAGAUUUUCAGGGGACGAAGAUUGAAGAACAAAAUCAGACUCGAAAACCUCGAUAAUGAGCGAUCAAGCCUUGGUUGCCCCUUACAAGUCCUCCACAAUUGCCAUUAUAACGAGAACGGAGUACGGAACAUUCAGAAUAUCUAUUAUGAUUACAGGACGACGGUCCAGAAUUUUGUUGCGUAUCGUGAGCGGAAUCCACAGAUAGUGUAA
This is a messenger RNA of Morchella sextelata, 396 nucleotides long. RefSeq lists its product as uncharacterized. The record is from RefSeq and is a predicted model, not a curated record. The transcript has 2 exons. Lineage: Eukaryota; Fungi; Ascomycota; Pezizomycetes; Pezizales; Morchellaceae. The coding region runs from base 1 to 396 and encodes 131 amino acids.